AUGUUUUCCCAUUUACGAAUCCACCGAAGGGGACAAUCGAAUCCGACUUCGCCAAACCCCGAACAGCCCUCGGCGACUGCUCCCUGGGAUCCCUCGCUCCCCGAGCAGCACUCUCCCUUCAUUCAAGAUGCCGCCUUAAGCCCAGACAUUCGGCACCAGUCUUUGACGACGAAUUCCUCGCUGCCUCCCACCCUGCCGCCCAUUCCCCGCGUCACUUCGUCCAGUUCCGACUCUCCGUCUCCGCUCGAGCGACCGACUGUCGAUACCAAGAUCGCGGUGACGCAAGAGCCCAACGCGCAGAAACACCAGCCGCCAGUACCUCCACCGCCGGCCCGCUCACCGUACAACGCCGACUCUGGAUUCCUCGGCGGCGUGGCCUUGCGCAAAUACCAACGCGAACAGCAGGAGCAGCAGAAACAACUAAAGCAACAAAUGGCAGCGAAAUCACCGGAUCUGGUUGCGUCCCCGGUCCCUCACGGCAGCCACGAAAGUCAAUUCGCAAGUUCGAAACCCGCGCCCCCGCCGAUAAAUACCGCCCCUCUGACGAGACCCCCACCCCAACCCACGAAGGCCUCAAAACAUGCCGGCUCUUUUGCGACCCCGACCGAGCUGCAACACCAGGGUCACACCCAAAGCUCUCCCCAAGCCCCAAGCUACGCUGCCACCGGACGACGCCCCGCGGGGACGAGACUGUCGAGCGAACCUAUCCGCAUGGCCAAUCAUGCAUCCGAUGCCCCCAAGGGUAGAAAAGGUCUGCCUUUUCUGAAAAAUUCCAUGUCAACGCUCCUUGCGCGGAGAAAGACGAGCCAAAAUGCGCCAGACUUGACACCUCUCCCGCUUGGAGGGAACUCAUCAUACGAUCCUCGUAUCCGAGGGACAAGAGUUCACGACUUCAGCGCUCCACGACCAAGACGGAGUCUCCCGCAUAACGAAGGUCCUAGCCCUGCCGCGGCGCCGACUCCUGGGACGAAAGCACAACCACAGAUACUUGAAGAGAUGCUAGACUUGGGCCAGACGUCGUCAAGAGAGAGCACAGCACCGACCCAAGCGUUUCAACAUGGCAGGAAUACAAGCAGUGCUUCCGAGUCUGGCCGCUCGGGCUCCGUCAGCGUCGCAUCACAGCCGGCUGUCGAAUCCGGGAGCGGGUCGGUGAAGACGAGAAGCAGCCUAAACCUGGAGACGAAACCUCUACCUAAUGUGCCGCCCAAAGACGAUACGGCGCCCUCGUCAAGCUCGGCCUCAAUCGUCUCCAAGAAGCCCUCAAUCAGCGCGGCCUCGGUCUUGUCGAAGAAAACACCUUCUGUUAGAUCAAAUCCCUCAAGGCAUGCUUCCGUGUCUGGGCGAGAUGUGCUCUCUUCUGUCCCCCGCCACAUGAAGAGUACGUCCUCUAGAUUUAGCUUCGACAUGGUUGGUGCCGCAAAGCAGGAGAAGCUUCUCGAGGAACGACAUCGUCAACGCGAACUCGAGAGGAAGACGUCCGACCCUGAACCUAGUGGAGCUCGUGAUUCGAGGUUCGACGACUUUGACGAGGACUUUGAUUACGAUGCCAUGAUGGAGGAUGAUGGCUUCGAAGAGCCGAUUCCGAUGAGUAAUGAUUUUGGAGAUGACUACGCCUACGAAGAAGAUUUCGACGCUGGCGGCACAGAUCCUUUAGGCCUUGAUGCCGAUGACGCUUUUGACGCGGCUGGAACCGACCCCUUGGCUCUUGACCCGGUGCCAGAAGUUGAAAUCGAAGCUGAGGAGGAUGCUGAAAACGAUCCCGAUAAUGACCAAGAAAACUUUGCUGGUUUUGUCUUUCAACGAUCGGGCCCUCCCUCGGCUUUGACCAGUCCACACAGCGCUGGUCUGUUAGCGACGCCAAGGGAUGCUGAGGGCAAAGUGAUUGGAUUUGCUGUCUCGAGAGACGCGUCGGAUCUGAAUCAGGUUUUGAGUCCCAAUUUCGCUCCGGACCAGCACUUGUCGCCUAGUACGACUGAAUCUACUGCUGGCCCUCCCAUCGAGGACUUGAACAUUGCCAGUGAGGACCAGCAAGAUGAGGAUGAAACAUUGUGCGACCCAAACCCGUCCUUGUCACCUGCUCCGCUCGCAGUUCCUAAGAAGGACGAUCUCUAUUUUGACAACGGCCUUCUCGAUGAGUUGGAAUUUGCUGGAGAGGGUGAUGGCUCCUACUUUGACGAGUCCAUCUUUGACCUGGACGACACAGACAAAUAUGGCCGCCCUAUUCCGGGCGCCUUUGCCAGGGCUCAAGCUGCGAGGGUUGCCAUGGCUGGUGGCGCAACUGCACUGGAUAACGGUGUACAAGAAGGUGAUGUCAAGAUUGGCGAAAGCCAAGAUGCUAGUGCUCAAGACGGCGCUGCCCUUGAGAACAGCAAGAGGAUAUCCAACAGCACAUCAAGACUGUCUGCGCAGUCCAAUGUUUCGCAAUCAACGGCCCAUACAUCCCUCAGCGUCGGCAUGCCGGCUCCCUCUGCCGAAGAGUCAAAACGGGCUAGCGACCUCCUGGCUCAGGGCCAGGAAUCCUCCGUAAUGACUUCCAGCUUCUCAGCAACGGGCCAGGACAAGGUGGAAGCUUACCAAACUGCUCUUGCGGCGGCAGCGUUUGAAGCCGCCGCCAAUGGCAGAUUUCGACGCGACUCGUCACCCCCUCCAAGCGAGCUUAUGUCACCCACUGGAGAGUCCUCGUAUGACAUUCCACACAACGAGAACAUGGAUGAGUACGAUGAUUAUGACGACACUGGUUUUCGCGAAGACCUGAAUGAUUACGAUGUUGACUACGACGACUUCAUUGCGGAGGCAAACGCUAGUGCCCUUGCCAACGACUCUGAUGGUUGGUAUGGCCAGGAGUUCGGGUUCUACUCUGCUCCUGUUGAAGGAGGAGGGCGCCACAGCAGAGACAGCUCCAACGGAUCGGACGAGAAGCCUUUCGAAUAUGCCAACGGCGGCUUCUUUGGGCCAUCGGGCGUAUCUCGAAGCAAGUCUGGCAGGAUAGUAUCGCGGGAGCCCAACCUCACGCCCAUCACAGAAAGAUCCGAGUACUCUAACCGAAACUCGAUUAUGAGCCUCGCUGUUCCACCUGGCAUUGGCUCUGGUCCAUCGAGUCUUCAGAGCCCUGGCCUGGCCCAACUUGCGAUGAUGGCAGAAGGCGACGACAACAUGAGCCUAUCAGCACUGAUGCGGCUGCGCUCCAAGGCUUGGGGCGGCUCACAGGCCAGUCUUGUCUCGAGUCGCGAGGGAUCACCGAGAUCGGAGAGGGGUGAAGGUGGAAGCUCGCCUUGGGGCCCAGGGCCUCACAACAUGCUGGGUAUACACGGCCAUGGCCGAAAGAAUUCUGCAUUUUCUGUCCGCAGCCGCGACAUGGAUUCUUCGGACGCGGGCAGCACGUCGGGUUCGCCCACUCUCACCAUGUCCAUGCCCACUAUAGGGUCACCGGCUCCUCCACUUCCACCGCUCAACCAGAGUCCCUCGGUAGUGAUGAACUCUCCCCACUUCACGCACAGCGCGGCAUUCGACCCCGUUCCCGAGUCUGACGAGAUGGACGAGUUGUCAAUUUCCAACACCAUCUCACACUCCGGCUUGUGGAUGAAGAGCCCGGACACGGCCAUGCAUCCGAACAUCGUGCCCCGGAUCGACCCUACACCCCAGCGGAAGCCCGGCAAGGGGCACAAGCAUAAGGGGUCCGCGGAUAGCAUAUCUUACAUCAAAGAAGAAGAGAGUGGCGAGACCCGAUGGGUUCUCGAGCGACGGUUUACCGCCGACAGCGGGGAGGUCGAAGUUCAGCGAGAACUCGUUGGCAAUGGCCAGAUUUAG
Colletotrichum orchidophilum is the source of this 3807-nucleotide messenger RNA. RefSeq lists its product as uncharacterized. The transcript has a single exon. The record is from RefSeq and is a predicted model, not a curated record. Bases 1 to 3807 code for a protein of 1268 amino acids. Lineage: Eukaryota; Fungi; Ascomycota; Sordariomycetes; Glomerellales; Glomerellaceae.